Messenger RNA from Vigna unguiculata (cowpea), 679 nucleotides. RefSeq names its product death domain associated protein. Lineage: Eukaryota; Viridiplantae; Streptophyta; Magnoliopsida; Fabales; Fabaceae. The record is from RefSeq and is a predicted model, not a curated record.
CAAACUUUAUUUUUAUAAAAUAAUAUAAUUCGAAACAAAGAAGUGUGUGUGAGUAAAAGAGAAGAGAGAAAAAAGAUGUGGUUUUGCCCAAACCACGCCACUCCCUUUGAGAGGGUUCUUGUUCCCUCCAUCUCCGCCACCUCGUGGCGGAGCCACGGCGUCUCCGCCACCGCCAACCAAAAAGGUGGGAAAUUGGGGCACACCCUUCUGGGCGUUAUCCGUUCCGAUUCGACUCCAAUAACGAAACUAACAGAAGAACAAGGAAAGAUGAGUGGGUCAGAUGUACUUUGGGCACUGCAGAGAGCGAGUGCUCGGAAGAAGAAGAACAGGAAGAACAAGAAAGAGUAUCGGAGGGACGAAUCCUCUGUGGCCACUCUCACCGAACAAUCUGCUGUGGAUUACACCAACGUUCGUCCACUCUCCAUAAAUGCAAAUUGGGCUGCUAAAUUGGAGGACUUGGAUAAACGUCUUCGUGAGCUUUCUGAUACAAUUUGAUUUCUCUGUUAUUAUUUACAUACAAGAUAUAUUUUUUUUCUUCCUCUGAUAAUAAUUUAACAUAGUUUGCUUUUAAAUGGUUGCUUAAUUUUGGGUCAUGUGCGUGCUUUUGCUUGAAGAGUGGAACUUUGGUUUUCAGUAUUAUACUAAACGGAUGGAGUAGCUAUGAAUUAGCAACUUGGAA